CGAGGCACUGAGCUGGCAAUUAAGGACAUUGAUCCGCUCCUGCCAGAUCUGCUGUGAAGGUUUAAAACGGCCUCAAUAAUCAAUAGUUAUUAAAAUGCAUUGCUUGGCUCUUAAAGUUAUUUGAAGCUGCAUUAGGAUCGGAAGUUCCUCAGUAUUGCAGCGCCACCUCCAUAUUUAACUUGAAAGGCUGACAAAGUAGUCUAAAAUAUUCUAGUUUGCUGGGAUGUUUGCAUUUCAAGGGUGUUUUCUUUUUCCAGUUUACAUAUGCUCUGUGUUAGCAACAAAGAGGUAGGAAAGAUUGUAGUAAUUCCUGAGCCCAUAGGUGGCAAAAAGAGAGAAAAGGGGACUGGGGCUGGGAGAGGGAGCAGGAUGGAAGAGCAGGAAGAGGCUAAACAGCUUCAUUACUAAAAUAUUUCUAACUCCUUGUCCUACACAGUAGAAAAGGAUCCUUAUAAACUUCUGUAGAGCUUUGCAUAUGACAUGAAUUUAAAGGGCAUUCAAAGCAUCUUUUGUGCUCAUUAGACCAGACAGACAGUUCCAAGUAUGCUUAACACAGACGUUUGAAAGACUAACACAACUGUUUCUGGAAAUAGACAUAGCUGUCCCACAGUGACCUGCACUGAGCUGGUGAUUUCUGUUUUCAUUUAAAGUGUAAGUUUAGGCAAGUUUAUCUUUUUCCAGAGAAGGUGGGAAUAAUUAAAAUAAAAUUAAAAAACAUAAAAGAAUGUGGUAUCCCUGCACAGAAUGUUUAUUAGUGAAGUACAAAACUGACGUAAAAUAAGUCAGGCUAUCAUCACAGAAUUCAGUAGGGACGCAAUAAUUUUCAGGUAUCUCUAAAAGCGUAGUAUCGCAACCAACCUGGCAUACUGCUUCACUUCAGGGUUAAAGUUUCCUCACCAAAUGAAUCAUUGAUUAGCAAAACAGAAAACAGCUACUGAACAGAUAAUGGGCAAUGCUCCAGGUUAUUUUUAGCACUAUUUUAGCAAGCCAUACAUUUAGAAUUGCAUUUUUUAAUGAUUUCUGGAGGACAGGAGAAGAGCCAAUAGUUAAAUAAAGUAGCAUAGCUCUUCUUUCCCACAAUAUUCAAUUAAAUGGUUGGCCGUUAAUGUAAGUCAUGUUGAACCUUUGAUCUACCUUUCAAAAUUUCCUUACCUUGCCGUGCAGCUUUCAUUAGUCUAAAAUAAAUUAGCAACCUUAGAACUUUAAUGAUAGGAUUGGCUGGUAAUUGUGCUCUGCUAUUGACUUGAUGCAGAAGUUCAUUUCUCACAGCUAUUGAAAUUCAACUGCCUCUUCCUUUGUGAGUCCAUUAGCAACCAAAGAUCCCAUAUAAACUGAUGUGCCCUUUUCAUGGUAGUGGAAGAUGUAAGAACAAGAGAGAGACGGAGCUCUGAACAACAAUAGCCAAAUAAGAAGGAAUGAAAGUCUCUCAUUUGAUUGUUUCUAGCAUUACUGCAACUGAGGGAAAUAAAGAGUUCUCACCAUCAAUUGCCAUAAUGCAUUCUGCUUUACAUUACCAAGUCCAGCUAGAGGGCUUUUUAGCAAACAUACUAAAAUAUGGGAAUGCUUUUGUCUUUUCGUUGCACCUUCCUCUUAGGUCUCUUUAAACUAAACUCUUAACACUUGUAGGCAUUAUUUCCCCUGCGCUCCCAAGCUAGCAAGAAGAUUACAACAGUGAGAGCCUUUUAGGUCACCAGUCCUGCUCCCCAGACACAUACAGUAGGUAGGAACAUCCAUUCAAGCUGUUAAGCCUCAGAAGAUGGAGGUUACUAAGGCAAUGUGGUAGCAGUAAGGAUUUUGAGUUGUCUUUACUAUUCUGCUGGGGCAAAUAGCUCUGCCCUCUCCUGGAAGCUGUGAAGCAUGAGCUUUAGCUGUAGUUCCUCUGGACUCUUGAUUGUGACUCUGUGUCCCGCUGGAGAAGGCUCUGCUGUGUUUUUAGGUCACUAAGAUUGCAGACCCAGGCUUUCAGGCACCCCCAGAUUGGGCAAGGAUGGUUACAGUUCCCUCCUAUUGCCAAUAGUAUGGUUAACCAUGCUUGUAUUUCACCUAUGUACAACUUCUACAACAAUGUCCAGUGCACUUGAUAGAUUUUAUAGUUUGCCUAAUCUGAAAGCUUCUCUGUUCCUACUGUCAAGCUAAUUAAAUCUCUUCCUGCAGUAACUUCCUAUUUCGGUUAGAAGAAAUACAGAGGUUGUAUCUAUUGCUAUGUAUCCCUUGGAAAAGUAGAAUCAUUAUGCUUCCAUUUAAAUCAAAAAAUCUUUCACAUUAUUUUUCUGUUCAUUAUUCUUAACAACAAACAGCAUAAUAUUGCAAUAAUCGGAGGUUCAUUAAAAUUUUGCUUUCACUACUUAUGCAUGAGAGCUGUGCAUGUGUUGAAGCCACUCAAGACCUCAGCACUAUAAAUAGUGCUCUAUUGUUAGUGGAUAAAAGAUGAAACCAGUCUCCAGUCACUGGAGCACAGCAUGCCCUAUUAAAUGUUAAGCUCUGCCUGUGCUAAAAGUGAAAGGCAACAUGAACCUAUAAACUAGUCUGCGGGUAAGGCAUAUGACUGGGAAGAGUUUGCUGUGACUCUACAGCUUCCCCAAAGCGACAGGAUCAGCAACUUACCUUUCUGCCUCUGCGAUGGCAGAAGCUGUUAUAAGACACUGGGUGGAAACUCCUGUACGCUACCAAGAGCAGUUUGCUGUCCAAGAGCUGGAAGGACACAAACUGGACCACUCUUUAUAUGCUUUGCCAGGUCCUUCUACAGCUGCACGGAGCAACAGAAGGUGUACUGCAGAAAGUACAGCUGAGGCUGGGAAGAGUGGCCAGGAGGAGGAAAACACAGGCUUCCAGGUCUUGCUGGAUGUUGUGCAGUUCCGCCCUGAAGAUAUCAUUAUUCAGACUUUUGAAGGCUGGCUCCUGAUCAAGGCUCAGCAUGGACCCAGGAUGGAUGAACAUGGUUUCAUAUCCAGAAGCUUUACCAGACAAUACAAGUUACCUGAUGGAGUGGAGAACAAAGACUUGUCUGCACUAUUCUGCCAUGAUGGCAUUCUGGUUGUUGAAAUGAAGAACUCUGUGGGAAAGAAUUAGAACCUUGCCCGUAGUUUAUUGGUGAGAUAAAACCAUUCAUAAUAUAACAAAAUAAUAUAAUUCGAGCAAUGCUGUAGAGUGUAGUAAGCAUGUGGCUGUAUUUACGUUGCAGUAAAGGAAAAUCUUUGUAUGUGUUUUUCAGUAUGCUGAGUUCAUUGUUUGAUGUGAAGUGUCAGACUGCUUGCCUCCAGUAACAUAUGUGUUGAAAAGCCAGGCUUUUUUAACAGCAGAGAAUUUAAGCUCAUCACAGCAGGAGAAAAAUAAAUCUACUUGAUAACAUAUUGAAAAUAAAACACAUUUGUGAGCUCAGUAGGAGGAGCUGUAUUUCUAAGGAAUAAGCAUUUGUCAUACAUAGUCGUAAUCAUUAAAGAAGAAAUAGACAG
Molecule: messenger RNA, 3452 nt
Organism: Pezoporus occidentalis (night parrot)
Lineage: Eukaryota; Metazoa; Chordata; Aves; Psittaciformes; Psittacidae
Gene: HSPB3
Product: heat shock protein family B (small) member 3
Exons: 1
Coding region: 2620-3069 (149 amino acids)
Cellular component (GO): cytoplasm; nuclear speck
Source: RefSeq, a predicted model, not a curated record